Messenger RNA from Chroicocephalus ridibundus (black-headed gull), 1764 nucleotides. RefSeq names its product apoptosis-associated speck-like protein containing a CARD. The transcript has 2 exons. Bases 237 to 728 code for a protein of 163 amino acids. Lineage: Eukaryota; Metazoa; Chordata; Aves; Charadriiformes; Laridae. The record is from RefSeq and is a predicted model, not a curated record. Gene Ontology annotation, biological process: regulation of apoptotic process.
GCCCCCCAGCCGCCUGCCGCCUUCCCCAUCCCCCCCCCAACCCCCGGCCCCACAUCCCUGCCCCACAUCUUCUCCCCCCGCCGCCGCGGUGGUGGCCAUGGCGGGGGGCUGGGAGCGCGUCCUCUGGGCCCUGGAGGAGCUGUCGGGGGCCGAGCUGCGGCGGGUGAAGGCGGCCUUGAACCGGCCGCCGGCGGGGGGGGGGCGCGGGGGGCGCGGGGCCCAUCCCCCGGGGCAGGAUGGAGGGGGCCGACGCCCUGGACCUCGCCCACCUCAUCGUCGGCCAUUACGGGGAAGGCUUCGGCCUGCGGGCGACGGCCCAGGCCCUGCGGCGCAGCCAGCGGCGGGACCUGGCCGAGGCCUUGGUGGGGGAGGACGCCCCCCGCCCCUCCCCCCCCGCUGACCUCCCCCGGGACGUCGCGGCCCCCCCGCCCCCCCCGGCCGAGCUCUUCGUCAGGCGCCACCGGCUGCUCCUCACCCAGCGGGUGACGGGGGUGGGGGCUCUGCUGGACCACCUGGAAGCCGCCGAGGUCUUGACCACCGAAGGGGUGGCCGAGGUGGCCGCCGCCUCCACCCCCCAGGAGAGGAUGAGGCGCCUCUUGGCCACCGCCCCCUCCUGGGGCCGCCGAGGCCACGAGGAGUUCCUGAAGGCCCUGCGCCUCCUGCACCCCCUGCUGAUGGAGGAGCUGGAGGGGGACGAGGACCUUCAAUGGUCUUCACCCAACCCGUGAAGACCCUCGAGAAGUUCGGGAGGGCUUCCGGAAACCGGGCAAGUCCUCAAGGAGCUUCCGGAGGCCCUCCAAGAGCUUCUGGAGAACCUCCAAAAGCUCUGGAGAACCUCCAAAAGCUGUGGAGAACCUCAAAAAGCUUCUGGAGAACCCCCAAAAGCUCUGGAGAACCUCCAAAAGCUCUGGAGAACCUCAAAAAGCUUCUGGAGAACCUCCAAAAGCUCUGGAGAACCCCCAAAAGAUGUGGAGAACCUCAAAAAGCUUCUGGAGAACCCCCAAAAGCUCUGGAGAACCUCAAAAAGCUUCUGGAGAACCCCCAAAAGCUCUGGAGAACCUCCAAAAGCUGUGGAGAACCUCAAAAAGCUUCUGGAGAACCCCCAAAAGCUCUGGAGAACCUCCAAAAGCUCUGGAGAACCCCCCAAAAGCUCUGGAGAACCUCAAAAAGCUUCUGGAGAACCUCCAAAAGCUCUGGAGAACCCCCAAAAGCUCUGGAGAACCUCAAAAAGCUUCUGGAGAACCUCCAAAAGCUCUGGAGAACCUAAAAAAGCUUCUGGAGAACCUCCAAAAGCUCUGGAGAACCUCAAAAAGCUUCUGGAGAACCCCCAAAAGCUCUGGAGAACCUUCAAAAGCCGUGGAGAACCUCAAAAAGCUUCUGGAGAACCUCCAAAAGCUCUGGAGAACCUCAAAAAGCUUCUGGAGAACCUCCAAAAGCUCUGGAGAACCUCCAAAAAAAGCCCCAUGGAGACCCUCGAGAAGCUCUUGAGGGCCUCCAGAAGGUCUGGAGAACCUCGAAAAGCUUCCGAAGGUCCUCGAGAAGCUCCAGAGAACCUCGAAAAGCUUCCGAAGGCCCUCACAAAGCUUUGGAAGGUCUUCAAAAACCCAUGAAGGCCCUCGAGAAGCUCCGGAGAACCUCAAAAACCCACGAAGGCCCUCGAGAAGCUUCUGGAGAACCUCAAAAAGCUCCGGAGAACCUCAAAAAACCCCCAAGGAGACCCUGGAGAAGCUCCGGAGAACUUCGAGAACCUUCUGGAGACCCUCA